This is a messenger RNA of Sardina pilchardus (European sardine), 2833 nucleotides long. RefSeq names its product histone-lysine N-methyltransferase SETD1A-like. The transcript has 15 exons. The coding region runs from base 6 to 2348 and encodes 780 amino acids. Lineage: Eukaryota; Metazoa; Chordata; Actinopteri; Clupeiformes; Clupeidae. The record is from RefSeq and is a predicted model, not a curated record.
GUAUUAUGAUGAAAAACGACACAAAGAAGCAAAGGGAAUUCUUUGCCAAGAAAAGGAUAGAGAAUAAACUUCAAACUUUGGGAUUAGGCCUACCCACUUCCACCAAACAAGAGAGCACUGGAAGUAUGGAUCUGGUCUCAUUAUUUAUUGUAAACCAGAUUGCAACAAAGAAAACAAAAUCAAGUCAGCCUAAAGUCACACACUUCAGGGAGCGGAAAGGACUGAACAGAGCCAGGCCAGGCGAGCUCCUAGUGUUACCUAUGAGUCCAUGCUCACCCUCCCGCCUGCCUCUCGCCGAGGCUCAGCCCGUGCACAGCAGCACACCAUUUGAAAGAGAGAGGACUUUCAUUAAGAAGAGAAAAGCACAUUUUCCUCUGUUUAAGCAGCCUGAGCUGUCCCCCGUGCUGGAGUCGAACCUGUCAGACGUCAGUGCGCCCGACUACCAGCAUCACGUGCACGACUCUUUCAGCCCCUACUCAGUGGCCUCGCCGCUGAGCGUCAGCUCUACGGGGCUCUUCCCCUCCCAUCAGCCUUCUAGGACACACACACACACAUCACCUCACCCCUGGGACAUCACACAGCCAGAGAGAAGCCAGCUUAACCCCUACUUCCACCCCAGCGGGGAGAGAGAGCGAGAUAGCGUGCGGUGGACAGGAAAUGGACAGGUAGCGACUCCAGGACACACACACACCACCACCACCACCACCACUAUGCCAGUUACCAGGGUCCAGUUUGGAGGCAUAGAUACCAUCACCAUAGAGAGCAGAGGGCACGACACACACACAGGCAACUUUCCUCUCGGCGCCGCAGACAGGAGUGCGCCCCAGGAGCCUUUCUUCAGGGAUUUCUGCCGUGACGAGUACAGCAACCGAGCUCCUUAUGGUAAUGAGGUGAUGAAGAUCCAUCUCCCUGAGGAAACCACCAUCUCUACAAUGACACAGGAGGCCUCUGAGACGUUCAUGUCCUCUGCAGUGGACCUGGGCGGCAUUGUAGAGUCACAGCACAGAGGGGCUGAGCAGGAUCUCGUGUCAAACAUGUUCCCACAUGCAGACAGCAGACAAGGCAGUGGAUAUGAGCAUGUAUCAGUAAGGAGUGAGUCGCCCAGCUAUUCCCCUAGAGAGGGCUACGACGGCAGUGACUCUAGUGGGGAAGAGGACGAUUGCUGUUGCCAGCACAACAGCCACGAUGCUUUGGAAGCAUCAUGCAUCAGGAAGUGUGUUGAGGAGGACGCACCCUUCCUGAACUCUCACGGCACAAUCACCCAGCGUGGCCUGUCUGAUGCUCAACAGCACGGCCAAAAAGCAGACAAAGUCAGAAUGGCACACAAGCCCGGCCGCCCAGUUCCUUGUCACGCUGCAAAGGAUCAUGGGAGGUGGGGGGGCUGUGGCGAGGACCAGAAUGUUCCGGCUGCGGCUCCGCCAGGUAACACUCACCACCAAUCGGACGGCAGGGCGGCUAAGCCCCCCGCAGCACCUCCGCAACCCGCACCUCAAACCCACGAGGUGGGCACCCAGACAUCGCCCAUUCCGCGCCCCACCCUCACCGAUGCCUCCACUCAGUGGUGCCCUCCACAGGACGUCAGAAGCACUGCAGCCGAGACGGAGCACCAGCGCUAUCCCAAGACCCCAUCUCAUGUGCCUGCAGUUCCGCCUCGCUUCACCAGGGGCCAGUAUGAGCACAAGAAUGAGCUCCUCAAGAAAGCGUCUCAGAACUGGCUGGGCUCCGCCACGACUCCGGCAGAGUCACACACACAACACACUCGCACACACACUCCCACUCCCACUACUCGAGAGCAGAGCACGCCCUGGCAGGCACGAGGGGGAGCUCACACACACACUCCGACUCCACCGACUCCAGCUCCGGCUCCGGAGCGCAAUAGGUUUGGACCGGCGCCAGCCGGUGCUCCUCUGCACAGCUGGGCCCAGCGGCACCGGUCCACCAGGCAUGCGUGCGCGCUGGCGCUGGCGGUGGAUGUGGACCAGCCCCCGACGCCCGUGCUGGGAGCCCGAGCCCGAGCGCUCCUCCAGCGCAGCAGCAGCGCAGAGGGUAAAAAUAACCUCCGUGGCGCGCCCUUACAGGUGAGAAGAGAGCAGUCGUCAGCGCUCUGUGCUGGAGAGGAGGACAGACAGGAGGGUGACGGGCGGCAAAGGGUGGCGGAACAGAGAGCGGAACAAGAGCGCCGUGAAAACCUCCCGCUCUCCGAGGCGCCGACAAGAGCAGGAGAGAGGGAUAGAGAAGAAGCGGCGGAGGAGGAGGAGGAGAGAGGUGUGAAGAGCGUCUCAGAGGAGGCUCAGACACUUCAGGAAAUCGCAGACAUUCUGCUGAUGAUGAAACGCAGAAAAAAGUGAGAUGGGAACCGCAGCGACGGGGGAGGAAAAAAACACACUGUAGCACAGACAAGGGCAGAAAUGUGUGUGUGUGGUGUACAAUUGAGACUUUAAGAAAUAGAGACACAUUUUCAGGCAUGCACACAUACAAACACACACACAAACACACAAAGAGAAACGGAGACAUAAAAACCCCAAUAAAUCCAAGUUCCAAGACACGUUUGAUAUUUUUUUUAUUUAUUUUUUUUUUUCCUGAUACAGAUUCAAGUUUUAAAAUUGUCAUUAAUAUAUUUACUUUAGUUUCAUAGAAUAUAAAUUUCUAGCAAAACAUUUACAGCGACACUAUUCAAAUGUACUGUACAGCACUGGAGGCGAAUGGAUCCAUCACAAGUUUUGAAUGUACAGUAGAAACACUGCAUUUUAAACUGUGUAUACUGGAAAACAAAAAUGUGUUUAUCGCUGACAAACAACAUGGAUGUUCUCCCUUUCUGAAAAUGAAAACACAA